AUGCCGUUUCUUGGGUUUUUUCUCUUUAUCUGCUAUCUCUACCUCACCGGUACUAUUUUCUUCGAUGGAAUGCACUAUCUGCUCCAUCGCUGGGCACGGUCAGAGUGGAAGAUCCUGCGCCAGCUCUCCCGCUACCACCAAUACCAUCACCUCUACUACGGCCGCUUGCUCCAGUUUAACCCCAAAUACAUCAGCUUAAAUGCACGGAUCGCCCUUCCACUCGAGCUCUUUUGCCAACUGCUGGGGAGCGUUAUCGGGUGGUCACUUGCGAGAGCGGUCUGGUUGUCCCCGAGCAGUCAUUCCGAUCGCAGGGCUCUGCUCCUCGUCCUCCUGAUCCAAACGGGGAGAGCCCUAGCCGUGAUUCUUAAUGAUGGCAAGGACUCCAACCACAUCUCCUACGACACAAUUCCAAAAGACCGGAGCUGGGCUUUCGUGGGCCCCGAGUAUCAUGCCCUGCACCAUCAUUACCCGGACAAGUACAUGGGAUCGGCGAUCAAGGUCUUCGACUGGGUGGCGGGCACGGCAUACUCUCUUCGCGGCAAGACCGUCGUUAUGGUCGAUGGUUCCGGAGAGUUUGGACAGGCGAUGGAAAAGCACCUCCUAGGGGAACGGGUCAAAUGCGUCCACAAGCUGAGUUUCAAGUUAGGCUGCUCGCAACAAGACAACGCCCGCCUGCUCACCAUGCUGGAAGAGGCGGACAUUCUCAUCCUCGCGCACGACACGCAGAGCAUAGCUGGCACAGAGUCAAACUUCACAUCGUCAAUCCGGCUGGUUCAAGAGUUCCUGCGAUUCAAAGCGACACGCAGAGGCAAGGUGCUCCCGGAGAUUUGGUAUGUUGGUUGCGAGUCGGAGCUGCCCCUGCCGUGGGGAAUCAUCCAUGCCCGAAAAGAUUCUGUUCCAGCCAAGCCAUCCUUCCUGCCUUAUGCUCGCUCCCUUUAUCGUUCCUCGCAAGUUGUCUAUCGCCAUAUCGUGCUUCCAGUAUACCACCACCCGACAACGAGAUUCUUUGCGUCGCCCGACUGGGUUGCCCGUGCGGUGCUGUGGUGGAUCCGCCGAGGAGCUCACUUUGUUCCGGUGACUUGGACCGGGCGGGCGUAUUCGCACUUUCUACCGCUGUUGUUUGGCAAUGCGGUAGACAUGGACUGGACGGACGAGAGGAAGGAUACGCGCAAGGGCUUUCCUGUCAUACAAACCCAGUGA
Aspergillus aculeatinus CBS 121060 is the source of this 1200-nucleotide messenger RNA. RefSeq lists its product as uncharacterized. The transcript is spliced from 2 exons. Lineage: Eukaryota; Fungi; Ascomycota; Eurotiomycetes; Eurotiales; Aspergillaceae. The record is from RefSeq and is a predicted model, not a curated record. Bases 1 to 1200 code for a protein of 399 amino acids.